CUUUGUUUCAGGCGUAGACCAACAUGCCAUUGGUGAAGAGAAACAUCGAACCCAGGCACCUGUGCCGUGGGGCGCUGCCAGAUGGGGUGACCAGUGAACUGGAGUGUGUCACCAACAGCACUUUGGCCGCUAUCAUCAAACAGCUGGGCAGUCUGAGUCGUCAUGCAGAGGACAUUUUUGGAGAAUUGUUCAAUGAAGCCAACAGCUUCUACCUGAGGAUGAGCAGCCUGCAGGAGAGAGUUGACCAGCUGGCUGUGAAAGUCACCCAGCUCGACUCCACCGUGGAGGAAGUUUCUCUCCAGGACAUAAACAUGAGGAAGGCCUUUAAGAGCAGCACCAUCCAGGACCAACAGGUGGUGUCCAGGACCUCUGUCCCCAACCCUGUGGUGGAGAUGUACCAUCGCUGUGACAAACCCCCGCCCCUUAACAUCCUCAGCCCUUACAGGGAUGAUAAGAAGGAUGCUCUGAAGUUCUACACCGACCCCUCCUACUUCUUCAACCUGUGGAAGGAGAAAAUGUUGCAGGCCACCGAGGACAAACGCAAGGAGAAGAGACGGCAGAAGGGCUGUCCGGCCCAUCCCGACAGGCCCCACUCCAGACAGGCCCCACCCAGGAGCCCCCUGUCCAUCUCUGAGCAGCAGAGGCAGGUGGAAGAUCCUGGCAGAGAAGUGAAGAAGGUGCGAAAGGCUCGUAACCGGCGUCAGGAGUGGAACGUCCUGGCCUACGAUAAGGAGUUCAGACCAGAUGCCAGGCUGACUCCUUCUCCUUAUCAUGGCAUGUCCUCAGAAGGCUCCCUGUCCCCAGACAGCAGGUCCAUGGCGUCCGACUCGUACCCCGCCAGCCCCAACCACCCCUCCACCCAGGCCCCCAGCGCUGCCCACCCCGUUGACCACCACGGCAGAGACCACCCCAGCGCUGCAGCCCAGACACAGUCACUGGACCGCGGACUCCGGCCGGCGAACCAGCCCCCAGCAGGUGGAGGACCCCCACCGGGACGCCAUGUGGCUUCUCUGGGCCGGACUCCCUCAGGACACGGGGCCCCGGCCGGUGGAGACCCAACGGUUAAUGGUCCGAGGCAGCAGUCGGUUAAGGAGUAUCGCGCCGCUCAUAGCGGUCAGCCCUCUACUAUCCCAGAAUACUACAUCCCCCCCGCCCCUCCUCCUCCUCCCCCCACAAUCCCCUCCGCUCAAACGGCCUUCGACGCCGCCGCGGGCCCUCCCUCCGCCGCCACCGCCGCCGCAUCGGCCGUCCCCCCAACCUCCUCUGCCCUCUCCCGUCCCUACUCCCCUUCCCCUCCUCCUCCCCCGGCCAACUAUGUACCCUCCCCCUCCCACCCUCCAUCAGGUGCACCACCCGCCGCUCCUCCCCCUCCUCCACCCGGAGGCCCCGCCGGCCACCCGGCCCAUCCUUCGCCUCCGCACGCCGCUGUCGCCCAAUCCGCUGUGGACACGGCGCCACAGACGAGGAAGUCGACGAUGCUGGGGAUGAUCCCGAUGAGCGACGCCCGCUCCGACCUGCUGGCUGCCAUACGUAGAGGUAUCCAGCUGAGGAAGGUACAGGAGCAAAGGGAGCAGGAGGCGAAGAGGGAACCAGUCGGCAAUGACGUCGCCACCAUCUUGUCUCGCCGUAUCGCCGUAGAAUACAGCGAGUCCGACGACGACUCAGAGCUUGACGAGAAUGAGUGGUCUGACUAAAAGCUGAACGGGAGAGAGAGAGAGAGAGAGAGAGAGGAGAGAGAGAGAGAGGUGGGAGCUCGGUGGGUGGUGAGAUUAAAAACGGGAGCCGUUCGAACAUGGUGACGUAGAGGUGGAAAGGAUGGGGGUUUGGUUAGUUUGAAUCUUCGUCAUUAACAUCUGAACAAAAACCACUCAUUCAUACGUACAGUCACAUUCAUAAACACAUGCUACAGAUCAUCCUCUGUAUCACUGCCUCUCUGAACAUCGAGCACUUCUAUAGCAACAGGUGGGUGAUUUCAGCUUGCUGGGUUGCCCCUGGCGACACCUAUUCUUGAACUGAAACCCCGGUGGUGUGUGCGUGUCUAAACACCAGGGUGUGUGGUGUGAUAAACACAUGCGUUCACAUUCACACCAUUUCAAACCCCCUCCCAUCCCCCCCCGGUACGCUCAUUUUUAUCCACAAACACUCAACUGUGUAAAGUACGAAAACAGGCCAGGCUAAAUUUGAUGACAAUUAUUAGCAAUAUUACAGGCUCUCAAACUGUACGAAGGUGGGCCUCUAGGGGCAAACGUGUUUACACAACACAUGGUAUAGCACAAGAAAAAAAAGGAUUAUAGUGCAAUCUUGACUUACUGCAUCUGCCAAAUGUUGAACAAGACUUAAAACAAGUCUUGAAAAUCAGGGAAAAAUAGCUCCUUAAAGGAUUACGCCGCUUUGCCAGGGUGUGCCUGUUCAUACAAACAUGCACAAUGUCCAUAAAAACUCUAGUUUCGGGAGUUUGGCCCACGGUCAUUUUAACCAAAAUGGAACAAAAGAAGCAGCCCCAGUUUUGGUAAAAUUGUGACAAACUGUGGCUAGCAUGCUAAAUGUUUCAUAUAGCGUAGCAUGUUGGCUAAUCGCACUGUUAAGUAGCCCAAUGUAUAUGUUAUAUUUUUGUUACAACGUUUAAGAAUGAAUAAUGUG
Molecule: messenger RNA, 2640 nt
Organism: Sphaeramia orbicularis (orbiculate cardinalfish)
Lineage: Eukaryota; Metazoa; Chordata; Actinopteri; Kurtiformes; Apogonidae
Product: wiskott-Aldrich syndrome protein family member 3
Exons: 10
Coding region: 24-1694 (556 amino acids)
Biological process (GO): positive regulation of Arp2/3 complex-mediated actin nucleation; actin cytoskeleton organization
Cellular component (GO): cytoskeleton; SCAR complex; lamellipodium
Molecular function (GO): actin binding; protein kinase A regulatory subunit binding; Arp2/3 complex binding
Source: RefSeq, a predicted model, not a curated record